UCUCUAUCAGUCCAUCCAGUACAACAUGCAGAUGUCCCGUCCUGUGUAGUCCUUUGUACCGAAACGUUGGGAUCGCUACUCAUUGGUCGUCCUCCCCCAUUCCCAGGCUACCAGGGGGACCAAAUAUCUUCCAUCAAGAACGAUAUAGCCAAUAAAUCAAACGUGCAUCACUUGAAAGUUAUUGACAGGGAGGCCGAUGGUGAAAUCAUCGCCUACGCAAAGUGGGAAAUCUACGAGUAUGGCCGGCCUGACCUUGAGGCUCUGAAGCAGCCGAUAGACGAAGCGUUAAAGCAAGUGGACCAGUAUGGCCGUCUGCGAGAAGCUGCACACCAAUAUUUUGGCAGUCGAAACGGAGAGCUAGGGAAGCACCCCCAUAUACGUGCCGGUAGCCUUCUUUUGCAAUGGAGAAUCGCAAAAUCGGAAGAGCUGCGGCUUCCUGUGUUCUUGCAAGCAUCUGCACAAGGACAGCGGCUUUGCAAGAACUAUAGGUUCGAGACUAUCGAUGCGGUCAAGUUCACUCUUGCAGACUAUGGACUUACAGGAACAGAAUUCAUGUCUGCAAUGAUUCGAAAUCCACCCAAGAAUGAGAUUGAUGAGGCUUUGAUAUGUGGGUAG
Molecule: messenger RNA, 615 nt
Organism: Bipolaris zeicola 26-R-13
Lineage: Eukaryota; Fungi; Ascomycota; Dothideomycetes; Pleosporales; Pleosporaceae
Exons: 2
Source: RefSeq, a predicted model, not a curated record